Messenger RNA from Strongyloides ratti, 942 nucleotides. RefSeq names its product Astacin-like metalloendopeptidase. Gene Ontology annotation, biological process: proteolysis. Gene Ontology annotation, molecular function: zinc ion binding; metalloendopeptidase activity. NCBI's taxonomy places the organism in Eukaryota, Metazoa, Nematoda, Chromadorea, Rhabditida, Strongyloididae. The transcript is spliced from 7 exons. The record is from RefSeq and is a predicted model, not a curated record. The coding region runs from base 1 to 942 and encodes 313 amino acids.
AUGCUAAAUUGUUGUUUGUUUUUUGAAAUAAAACAAAAUGAUAAUGCACCAAAAAAUUUGAAAUACGGAGAUAUUUUAUUGACAGAAGAACAAAUGGAAAGAAUUAAUUUAGUUAAAAAUGUUACAAACAAAAUAAGAUCACAUUUUCGAAAAGAAGCAACUAUAGUUUCUUGGGUAGAUGGAAUUAUUCCAUAUACUUUAUCACCAAAAUUUGGUUUAAUGGAAAAAAUAAUUAUUGAAAAAGCAAUGAAAAAAAUUGAAGAAGUAUCAUGUUUUAAAUUUAAACCACGCAAUUUUGAAAUAGACUUUUUAAAAAUAUCACCAUUAGAUGGAUGCUAUUCAUAUGUUGGUAAAAUUGGUGGUGGACAAGAUUUAUCAUUAUCUAAAGGAUGUAUUUAUGAUUAUAUUAUUAUCCAUGAGCUUUUACAUGCUAUUGGAUUUGAACAUGAACAUCAACGUUAUGAUAGAGAUAAAUAUAUUAAUGUUGUUUAUCAAAAUAUUGAACCAUCUCAAUAUCAUAAUUUUGAUAAAAUAAAUAUUCAUGAAGUAACAACAUUUCAAUAUAAAUAUGAUUUAAAAUCUAUAAUGCAUUAUGAUGAAACAGCAUUUGGAAAAAUAAAUCAUAUAACAAAAAAAAAGCUUGUAACAAUGAUUCCAAAAGAUAAUUCUUUAACAUUACUUGAUAAUUUAAAAUUAAGUCAAUGGGAUAUUGAGAAAUUGAAUUUAGCUGGAAAUUGUAAAUCAAAAAGUAAUGGAAAAGGUGAAUAUAUUGUAACUGACUCUGGAGAAAAAAAAACAAAUUUAGUUGUUAUAGAUUGCUUAGAUUUAUCACCAUUUUGUUAUCUAUACCUUAAACAAGGUUUAUGCUUAAAUGCCAUCUAUAUACAACUUACAACAUCAUUGUGCCCAAAAACAUGUUUUAAUUGUAUGCUUUCUGUCUGA